UUUCCCUCGGCCCGCCUCGGAUAUAUGAGUAGCCCUUGACCCGACCGGCUCGUCUCCUCGCCCAACCAACCGAGGGCAGCAAAUCCCACACAUCGAUCGAUCGAGCAAUGGAUCCCAGUCCCCACCGGCGGAAUCGAAUGGAUUGCAUGACCGACUACAAGAUCUACGACGCCUUGGAUCUGCAGGCAUGCCUAGCUUCCUUCUGCUGCCCACUCCCCGAUGACCUGCGGAACUUGCCCUCUCUUUAUCCCAAGGCCGACGGCCUCUCCGACGAGCAACUCAAGCAGCCGGAAUAUGACGCCAUGCUAUCUGACGGCGGUCCCUCGCGCUUGGAGGUUGUCUACUACCCGCCAGGCCACCCAGAACGCCGGUUCCUGGAAAAAAUGAGAAAACGCCUAGAUGAUGAUGACGAGUAUGACAGACGCGUGGCAAAAAUGAGAAAAUACCAACAUGAGGACCAGCCUGACCAGCAUGACGGAGCCGCAACCAAGGUGGUGCUGCUGACUCAGAUGCUCUCAUCCGACGACCACAUCGAGGACGAGGACUUCUACCAUGACUUCCUGCAGGAUGUCACGAAUUCCGCGCGCAAAUACGGCAACCUGGUGAGGGUUGUCAUCCCACGGCCCAGCUCUGGCGGCGCUCCGGAGGUUGUUGGAGUCGGAAGGGUGUUCCUUGAGUACUCGCUCCUUGAAGGCUCGGCCAGUUGCAGGAGGAACAUGCAUCGCGGUUGCUGGGGUGAUAAGCGGAUUGUUGCAGUGUUCUAUCCCGAGGACAAGUUUGCUGCUGGAGACUACGGCUACGAUGGUGGAGACUACCCUUAAGAUCGAGGAGGAUGAAUUGUUCUGCUAGCUCUCAUUUGGUACAAGUAGUAGACUGGUCUCUUAUACGUCACUGUAUUAUGUAACGCAUGCAAUCAUUUUGGAAGCACCUUGUAUGAAACAGGGUUGUUGCAAGUUCCAUGUGUUAUGUUAAUAUAUGUAAUAAUCGGUCACAAGUUUAAUGUGUAAUAAUCGGGCACAGCAGACCUCCCUUCGUGCCACAGCUUCAAGCUGAAUAGUUUGAGCUUUUGCCAGUCCAUUGCUGCUAAAUACUUGUGUUGGUAGUCUUACAAAGUCAAGGGGAAUACUUUGG
Molecule: messenger RNA, 1131 nt
Organism: Triticum aestivum (bread wheat)
Lineage: Eukaryota; Viridiplantae; Streptophyta; Magnoliopsida; Poales; Poaceae
Exons: 2
Coding region: 108-821 (237 amino acids)
Molecular function (GO): nucleic acid binding
Source: RefSeq, a predicted model, not a curated record